AUGGAGGAGCGUUCGUUUUCGCUUCAAUUUAAUCCUUUGCAGAGGAUUAAGACUGUUAAAGAGUAUGAGAACGAAAUUGAGGAGCUCCGCAAUGAGAAUUUUGAGCUGAAGCAUCAAGUGCUGCAUUACAAAGGACAACAGGGACCUACAAUACAGGAGGACAUUCAGAAACUUCUUGUUGACAGCAAGCGGUCGAUUGACAUUCUUGAGGAGGAGAAUGAAGGACUGAACAAGCAAGUAGAGGAGAUGGCAGAGAGAAUAAGGAGGAUGAUUAAUGAGAAGGAUGAGAUGGAGAGAAGACUUGGGAUGAACCUGAGUGAGUUUUGUAGUAAGAUAGCGAUGCUUGAGGAGGAGAAUGGAAGGCUUCUGAAGCAUUUGGAGGGCAUGAACGGAGUGAAUGCAAAGAUAAGGAUGGAGAAUGAGAAGCUGAUUGAUGAGAACACAAAGAUCAGAGAGGAGAGUGCGAUAGUGAAUGAAAAGUUGAAUCAGAGCAGAAGUGGAUUAGAAGAGCAGAUGACUGAAGUUGUUGAAGAAAGGAUGAUGAUUGAGAAGGAGUUGCUGUCUUACAAGAAUGCAGUUUUGAAUUUGAACAAGGAAAGGGAUCAACUUGUUUAUGAGCGUGAAAGAGAGAGAGGAGAGUAUUGUGGAAGGAUUAGUCAACUACAAGCAGUGAUUGGAGAUUUUGAAAGUCGAGUUAAUGGAAGUGAGUGUGAGAUGAUGAAGAUGAGGGAGCAUUAUGGAAAGAUGAAGAGUGAGUAUGAUGAGAUGUAUAGACAGAGACAAAGCGGUGAGAUGUAUAUACAGGAGAUGAAAGAAAACUACAUGAGGGAGACUAAGGAGAAGCAAGAGCUUGCACUGAAGAAUGAAGGGAUGAAGAGGGAAAUUGAGCAGUUGAAGGAUGUUAGAGCGGAGCUGAAGAAGAGGAUUGAAGUGUGUGAGAAUGAGAAAAGAGCGUUGUGCUAUAAGGUAUCGCAAGAUAAAGCGUCUGAUGAUGAGAUUGAUAGAUUACGAAAUGAGAUGAGUAUGCUAAGGAAGGAGAAAGACGAGAUGCGAGAAGGGAUUGAGAAUUUGAAGAAGCGUUGUGAGGGAUAUGUUGAGGAGCUUGAGAAGUCUAAGGAUCUUCAAGGGAUUUUGAAGGGAUUUGUGCAAGAAAAAGGAAAGGAAUGUGAUAGGAAGAUACAAGAGAUUGUAAAGAUUGCAGAUGAGGUAGAUGACAAGGUUUGUUUGCUGUGGAAGAUGAUGGGAGAGAUGAGGAAAAGUAGAGGAGAUGGAGAAUUGGGCAGACAGGAGACUGAAUUUUUGCAUAAAGAGAUUAGCAAUUUGAAAAGAAAGAUAGAAGAGUAUCAGAAGAUUGCAAGGGUUGAUGAUGAGGGAAUGAAGUUCCUGAGAGGGCUUGGCAUCAAUCCUAGUGCACAUCUGAAUGAGGUUGUGAUUAGAUUUAGGUGUGUGUAUAAGGAUGUGAUGAGGAAGAUGAGACUGAUUGAUAAGGAGGCGAAUGAAGCAAUGGGAUUUGCAGAGAACAAUAAGGAUGUAAUGCAUGAAAGAACGAUGAAGUAUCUUGAGGAAUUUACAAAUGAGUUUAAUAUUGCAAGGAAGGAUCUUGAAGAAUGCAAGAAAUAUCUAGAGAAGAAGGGUAAGGAAAAUAAAAACCUGAAGGCCAAUAACCAGUAUCUUGAGAAGAGGUUUGAUGAAUGCAAACGCAGUGAGGAGAGAAUGAAGAGUUUGUAUGUGAUUAUGGCAGACAAGUUGAAGAAGAAGGACGAAGCCAUAUCAAAGCUUGAGAUGAGGAUAGGCGUGCUGUGA
Molecule: messenger RNA, 1803 nt
Organism: Ordospora colligata OC4
Lineage: Eukaryota; Fungi; Microsporidia; Ordosporidae
Exons: 1
Coding region: 1-1803 (600 amino acids)
Cellular component (GO): microtubule organizing center
Source: RefSeq, a predicted model, not a curated record